Messenger RNA from Periconia digitata, 960 nucleotides. The record is from the annotation of a GenBank genome assembly. Lineage: Eukaryota; Fungi; Ascomycota; Dothideomycetes; Pleosporales; Periconiaceae.
AUGUCGACACCAAUUUCAAUCACUGGACGCAAAUCACCUGGAGGCCCACCACCCGGGUUGAAUCGCUUGUCACUUAUGCGAUGGGCAGUGAAGAACCCACCAGAGGAUCCCAAUAUCACCUUCGAUGGCAAAACAGUUCUCGUCACCGGGGCGAACGCCGGACUCGGUUAUGAGGCAGCAGUCAAGUACGCGCAGAAGGGAGUGACCAAACUGAUCCUCGCCGUCCGAACACAGUCUAAAGGCGAAGAAACGAAAAGAAAAAUUAUGGAGCGCAGCGGGCGAACAGAUGACUUCAUGAGUAUUCUCCUAGUCGAUCUUACAAACAUUUCUUCUGUUCAAGGUUUCGCCAUAGCCUUGGAAAAAGAAACAACGCAGCUGCAUAUUGCUCUGCUAAACGCAGGCAUGGCAGCACCGUCAUUCGUCAAACUAGACACCGGAUACGAAACGGCUCUUCAAGUCAACGUCUUAUCCACAGCUCUCAUGGCUGCUCUCAUUCUUCCUAUCCUCCGUAGGACGACAAAUGUAACUGGGUCUCCAUCUCAUCUCACAUUCGUCAACAGCAACGGACACAUCUGGGUUAAAAGAUCAUCGUAUCAGAACACCCACAACGGAAAUUUACUUGAGCACCUCAACGAUCCGAAGUUUUUCGCGCUAGAACACUCAUACUGCGCGGUGAAACUCCUUGGAAUGGCCGUAAUGAAACAUAUGGCGAAAGCAACGACAACCACAGAUAGGGAGGCGAAGGAAACCCCUUCCAUCAUUGUGAAUGCAUGUUGUCCUGGUUUAUGUAAGACUGAGCUUGGCCGCGGGUUUGCGCGCCCUCUGCAGUUGAUCAAUCAGGGAUUACAAUACUUCACUGCGAGGACCGCGGAAGAAGGAGGGCGAACAUUAGUGGGGGCUACGGUUUUGGGACCGGAGAGUCACGGGCAGUUUUGGCAUCAUGAUAUUUUGCAUCCGUAA